Drosophila willistoni is the source of this 490-nucleotide messenger RNA. RefSeq lists its product as uncharacterized. The record is from RefSeq and is a predicted model, not a curated record. NCBI's taxonomy places the organism in Eukaryota, Metazoa, Arthropoda, Insecta, Diptera, Drosophilidae. The transcript is spliced from 4 exons. Bases 1 to 486 code for a protein of 161 amino acids. Gene Ontology annotation, cellular component: cytosol; membrane.
AUGGCCGAAUAUUUCUGCAUGAGAGAUAUAGUGAACUUGGAUAUUAACAAUUGCAAACUAAAUAUCGGUUGUCUUAAUAUUUUAAGAAGUGAGGUUCCUGCUUAUGGUUAUCAGCGCACACAUCAAGUACUUUUGCUAUACAUUCUGGAGCACCACGAGUGUUCUGGUUAUUUCAGUGCAGCUCUUAAUUUCGAUUUCUUGGCCGAAAAAUAUUGUACUAAAGUCGAGCUCGAACAGAAAGCUAUUCGAAGACUGGGACUUCCAAAACAGUACCGAGACUUGUACUUGGAGCAAGCGACUAUUUGUGGUCUUCACGGGUACAAUGAGUUUCUAAACUGGCGUAGAGUUAUUGAAAUUAGCAAAUGGUUGGAUGAAAACAUUUAUCAAAAUGCUGAUGAUGCUGAUACAAAUGAUGAUGAUGUUACCUAUCACUUUUAUGACUUGGCCUUGGUAUUCUAUAUAAACGCUUUGCUAUUGUUGCUCUAAAACU